Amphimedon queenslandica is the source of this 1262-nucleotide messenger RNA. RefSeq lists its product as uncharacterized. The annotation marks the transcript as partial. Lineage: Eukaryota; Metazoa; Porifera; Demospongiae; Haplosclerida; Niphatidae. The transcript has 4 exons. The record is from RefSeq and is a predicted model, not a curated record.
ACUUUAUUCAGUGUAUUACUAACAUACCAGCUGGUAAUAACUUAACACUGUAUGCAUGUGAAUGGGGAACCAUAUGGAACUGUAUAUCUAAUCCUCCUGCUGUAAUAACUGGUAUUAAUAUUACUAGUAACUCUACACCUUCAGCUCUAAUGUCAUCAGUUCAUUCAUCAUCAGUAUCACUCACAUCAACAGUAUUGACUGCUCCAUCAAUGAUGUCUGUACCAGUGAUGAUAUCUACUUCACCAGUAACAACUACUUUAUCAAAAAAUUCAACAAUUCUAACAUUCGCAACUAAUUCAACUGUUUUAACUGCUUCAUUAAACACUUCAUCAACUAAAUCUACAUCAUCAGUUACUUCUAUGUUAUCAGUGUUGUCUGGUUUGUCAGUAUCAACUACUUCAACAGUACAACAAGUUACAAGUAGCUUCAUCAUAAGCAGUACUACAGAUACUCCUACCAUCAGUAGCUCUACUUCUAUUCCUACCACUAGAUUAACUAGUACAUUAGUGACAGGUACUUCAACUGCUUCAUUCCUGAGUGUUUCAAAACCUUUAUCUUCAACUCAUUCAUUCCUAUCUUCUUUAUCCCCAACAUCUUUAUCCUUACUCAUAUCAUCUUCAUCCAGCAUUACUUCACCUUUGCUCUCAUUUUCUUCAUCCUUAACUUUAUCACUCCUAACUUCUUCAUCCCCAACUCCUUCAUGGACAGCUCCUUCAUCCAUAUCUUCUUCAUCAUUAAUUAUUGGACUCGCUUCUGGGAUAUCAAUUGCACUACUAAUUAUAAUAAUUGUUGUUAUAGUAAUUGUAGUGGUAGCAGCAACAGUUCGAUUUAAAAAGAGAAGAGGAAGAAUGGAAGUGACUACUGAUAACAUUUAUUCCACUGGACCAAUUAUGAUUCCAUUGAAUGGUGUAGUGAGAGAUGAUCCUUCUCCUAAUACUCCUCCAGCAGUAGUUCCCCCACCUAUUUACACAGAGGUACGUCGCUUUAAGGAUAACAGUGAGAGAGGAGUGUAUGAUAAAGUGUCUCGUGUGUCAGCUAAUGGACAUCAAACAGAUCACAAUGUUGAUAGGAAUGGAAGCUAUUAUUCUACUCUCAAUGCACAAUCAGGAACUGUAUACGACACAUUGCAGCACAAUAAUAAUAGUAAUCCAGUACAGCCUAGAGUCAUACCCUCUCAAGAGAAUUCUAGUCAAUAUUCCAGUUUAGGUGUUGUAGCUCAAGCUUCUAAACCUACUCCAGUGCCUCAUAGUCAGUAUUCUGUU